AUGUCUUUCCCAGCCGCCGCCGCCGUUGGCUUUGCAGCUUGUGGUGCCCUCGUUGCUGCAGCCAUUACGCUGGCCAUCUGCCGCCUCCAACCAACCAAACGCGAGCCCAUCGACAACGAGGCACAGGAUGUCGUCCCCACCGAGCCACAGGCCAUCGUCCCCACCCAGCCACAGGUCGUCGUCCCCCUUAUAUUGGGACACCCGGGCAUCCGCUACAUUUCGCGCAGUAUGAACGAACCCGGCCCAUUGCUCACAACUCUGGCCAAAAACUUGAAAAACGGAGUCCGAUCGAUGGUUGCAAACUGCUGCAUGAGGGCUAACGAAUAUAAACCGGUCGACAUCUCCCUAUCUCCCAUUAUUGCUGCGGCAGGCGACGGCGAGGAUUGGGAGGAGCUACUCAACCAUCCGAUCGGACGUUAUUGGGGACUGCAGGCCCUGGUGAUGCGUGUCAUCGCUCGCUGGAUGGACCCCGAAAGCGACCCGGACCACACCCUGAUCCCACCCGACCUCCUCCGACUCUACCAAACCAGCAUCGCCAAGCCUGUGAAGGAUCCGAAGCUUCAGGCCGCCCUGGCCGCUUGGCCCAAAAUCACCUACAACUUUAUGUCCGAGGCGGGGGAGACCAUGAUGCGCCGGUCGGGCGCGGACGAUGCGCGGCCGGGCGGGAAGCGGAACUCUGCGAUCGCGUCGCCAUGAGCAAAGCAGGGCAGGGCAAGGUUCGCGGCGGCCAUGGUGACCUCGCGGAGGCAAUAGGGGCCAUGCGGGGAACGUGUGUUCCCGAGCGCCCUCCUCCUGAACUCCUCAUCAAUCCCCUUCUCGCGGCACAAUUCGUCCAAAUCCUCCACCCCUGGGCCGAAAGGCUCGAGCAGCUGAGCGAGCAGCUCCUCGAGCUUGAGUACAUUGGGGAGCCUUCCGUAAACGGUGUGGUUGUCUGUGCUGCUGGUCUGCCUGGGGACAGGUAGGCCCCUGGUCAACAGUAAAGCUGUCGGACGCCGACCGGUCAUAGGCCUAUCACGCUUCCC
Gaeumannomyces tritici R3-111a-1 is the source of this 1022-nucleotide messenger RNA. RefSeq lists its product as hypothetical. The transcript has a single exon. The coding region runs from base 1 to 696 and encodes 231 amino acids. The record is from RefSeq and is a predicted model, not a curated record. Lineage: Eukaryota; Fungi; Ascomycota; Sordariomycetes; Magnaporthales; Magnaporthaceae.